Messenger RNA from Cynoglossus semilaevis (tongue sole), 1040 nucleotides. It is a transcript of the gene apoda.2, whose product is annotated as apolipoprotein Da, duplicate 2. Gene Ontology annotation, biological process: response to reactive oxygen species; lipid transport; brain development. Gene Ontology annotation, molecular function: lipid binding. Gene Ontology annotation, cellular component: cytoplasm. The transcript has 8 exons. Bases 330 to 902 code for a protein of 190 amino acids. NCBI's taxonomy places the organism in Eukaryota, Metazoa, Chordata, Actinopteri, Pleuronectiformes, Cynoglossidae. The record is from RefSeq and is a predicted model, not a curated record.
ACAUGCCGUUAACCAGACGAUACCAGUGUUUCUCAUCCAAUCCCCCCUGUUCUCCCAGUGCUGUCAUUUUCCUCAGUUGCUCCCUCGGAGUCAUGAUUCACCACCUUCAAACUCUGAGGUCAAAAAGGACAAGAAGACUUGAAGUGAUCGGAGAUCUGUGAAGAGUUUGUUCUUCAGAUAUCACUGACAGUCAAACAGCCUCCGUCAGUAUCCACCCAGAUCUUGCAUAAACAAAGAGGAGGAGCUGCCGUCUGCUCACUGACCAAUAAAAAGCCCCGUCAAAACACUAAUUGUCACUGCCCCUUGGUGACUCAGGUUGUGAAGUAGAGAUGAACGCUUUCCAGGUAAUUUCCAUCGCUUUGCUGUCCGUCCUGGCGGCUAAUGCUCAGGUCAUCGCACCUGGAAGAUGCCCCAAGCCUGCUGUUCAGAAAGACUUUGACACCACCAGGUAUCUUGGUAAAUGGUAUGAGAUCCAGAGACUUCCAAACCUUUUCCAAAAGGGAGAUUGUUGCACUGCCACCUACAGCCUGAAGAGCCCUGGAGUGGUGGGUGUCCUCAACAGCGAGCUGCUUUCUGAUGGCAACAUUAGCUCUGUCGUUGGCACCGCUGUGACUGCAGAUCCAUCUGAGCCUGCCAAGCUGCUCGUCUCCUUCUUUGAGAACUCUCCUCGUGGUCCCUACUGGGUUCUGUCCACCGACUACGACAACCACGCCCUGGUGUACAGCUGCACCGACGCCGGCCUUUUCCAUGUGAAUUUCGCCUGGAUCCUGAGCAGGCAGCCCACCCUCCCUGAGGAGACCCUGGAGGAUCUCAAUGGCAUUCUGUCCUCCAUUGGUGUCAAGUUGGACAAGCUGAUCACCACCAACCAGGAUGCAGCGACCUGUAGUGUCAUGCAGCAGUAAACACAAAUAAGGCUGGAGGCACAAAGGCGUCCAUUGAUGACACAGAGUGGCAGUGGUGUAAAACCUCGUGGAAAGCAAUGUCUCUAAUUCAAACAGCAGCAUUUUGGAGAGAAGGCAACACAAGAAGUCUGAACUGCC